AUGCCUCAUCACGAGAGUACCUUGCCUUUCAUCAACGGGCACAAGAAGACCCGUCGUGCUCCUCACAUUUUAAAUGUCCUUGAAAGACGCUACGACGCUCAGUUCUAUGAGGCAAUAGCCAAAAUCAUGGCUCUGCGGAGCACCUACUUGCGAGAAAGACACAUAUUCGUCCGAGGAGAAGACAUGAUACCCAUUAUCACGGGACUGGGUGCUCGACAAGAUGACUUUGCUGCGGUCAAGGAUAUCAGUGAUCUCACUGGACCCGACCCCACUCUUGACUAUCGCUCGGUAACUUAUGGCCGGUACUGCAUCGAUCCUGAGACCAGGAGUAUACGGCGGCUUGAGUCGCAGCCAUACACUCUGACGGUGCAGGAGGAUUACAAGCGCCAUGACUCUGGGAUCCCCCGCAUGUUCGAUGAGACGCCAACGGACAUGCAAGGCAACACCGUCAUCCAGGCCCUGAUGCUAUUCAAGGCACUGAUCUUCCAGGGCGUCGCUGUAUCACCCCGUGAAGGGCUGGACUACUCCUCUCCAGCCUGGAUCUGCACCAUGUUCAACGCACGUACACACACCUGCAAGAAAAGCGGCAUAUUUGGCGAACCAGCCCUUGAAGGCGUACACUCGGACGGGUCUGACCAUACCAUGACGAUAUUCCUCGGAAGCAACAAUAUGCGGCCUGAUAGCGCCGUUACAUUCAUCCACGAUAACAGGGAGACAACCGGGGUGCAGACAUGGGAGACGAAUCCUUCACUGAUCCGUGGACGCGUACAUCAUCAGCAUUUCUUGGACACGUUGAUGUUUGUGGAUCACGAUUUCAAGCACAGUGUUACAUCUGUGCAUCAGCUAGACGAGACUCGGCCGACAACUAGGGAUAUGCUCGUCGUAUUUACUCGGCGACCAAAGAUGGAGGGGCAUGUAUCGGGUUAUGCGGAUACUAUGGAGCUUCACAGUACGGCACCAUUGCAUCUACCAAUGUGGGUAGUCUGA
This is a messenger RNA of Fusarium sp. VM40, 987 nucleotides long. Lineage: Eukaryota; Fungi; Ascomycota; Sordariomycetes; Hypocreales; Nectriaceae. The record is from the annotation of a GenBank genome assembly.